Messenger RNA from Diachasmimorpha longicaudata, 3505 nucleotides. Its product is annotated as leucine-rich repeat-containing protein 40-like. Bases 1392 to 3200 code for a protein of 602 amino acids. Gene Ontology annotation, molecular function: protein binding. The record is from RefSeq and is a predicted model, not a curated record. The transcript has 13 exons. Lineage: Eukaryota; Metazoa; Arthropoda; Insecta; Hymenoptera; Braconidae.
UUCAACACUUGUGCCUCCGUUCAUUCAUUUUUCCUGGCCAUCGGAACCAUUUUCGACAGUUGAAUAAACAACAACAAAUUUUUUAGCAAUUGAUGGUGUUGUACAGUCCCAUAAUUUUUUUAUUUUUGAUUUACGAGGGUCGAAAGUAUCGUCAGUUUACCAAAUAUGUCCACAAUUUUAUGGAGCUCUUGGCCUCGAGUCCCGUCGUCAUUCUAAUUAACUAAGUCCCAAUUUCCUCCAUUAAACUAAUAAAAUAAUCGGGUUUGGACUGUCGUAAUACCCAAACGAACCGUAAUAUUUGGCCCAGGUAUUUAUAUUGACUCGACAGAAUUCUGUCGUUUGUUCGAGAGACUGUUUGAGAGGUCCCUCGGCCUUGGUUCCUCGAGAGUGAGAGGUCUGCCCCGAAGAUAAGGCCCUUUUGUGUAUGAGGUUGUUCAUGUGUUGAGCUGUCCAGGUCAUAAACAACGACGAGUAUUUCCCCCUUAUUCCCUGAGAGAUUUACGAUGGAUCGAUUGUUGUUGCUGUCAAAAAUAUUUCCAACAUUUGGGGCUUCAGAAAUGUCCACUCCAUUUUCCCAGGAUUCAUGUCCCGCAGGAUUCCUGACGAAGGCUGAUAUAUUUGGCUGUCAAUUAAUCGAUUUUCCAAGGAUUAGUAAUAAACAUUCCUCUUCUGUGAAGGGGAAUCACAGCAUUAGCAGUGCUGACCUUUAUCACGUGGAAGACACUACGUCAUAGCUACAAUCAAUGUCUGAAUCUCAUUUAUCCUAUUUUGAUCAUAAUAGCUGGUGGGAUUGGGCAAGCAAAAGGGAGAGGCAAAACGGGAUAUUCAAUGUCAGAACAAUUUUUUUUUUUCUUGCAUGAUGUUACGUGACGCACGAAACAAUGGAAUUCUCCAGCUCAUGCCGCCUACUUUCAGCAUGAGUCACUGACACGUCAAUGCUCUAUCAGCUGUAAAAUGUUCUAGUUAAAGUUAGGAUCGAUUUCUUCUGGGAAUUUUCCAAGUUCAGGAUUUAGAUAACCAUUGAACAAUUUAUAUUAAUAAUCCAAAAUUGAAUUAAUCAAUUUAGAUUUUUUUUGAAGAUUAACUGAUUAAAUGAUUGUUUGUUUUUUUGUCAUUUCGUUAGGUUGUCAUCCGCUGGUUUCCACUGAUGUUUUUUGUUAUUUUAAUAUAAAUAGUUAAUAAUCGAACAUGAAUUUAUACGAUCUAUUAGUAAAUAUUGAGAUUUUUCAAUAGGUUCAUUCCAUAUCGAUAGAGAAAUCUGUAAUUUAAUAACUUGUGUCUAAUUAUUGAGCAGUGGAAAAGGUGAUCUACAGAGGACGCCAUUUGCAAAUACCCUACAGGCAUGAGGGUUCCCUCCAGGGUAAUCAGAGUUGACAUUUUACUGUUGAAACAUGAGUGUGGAGAGGAAAAUGAAGGUUAAUCAUCGGGCAUUGUUUAAACCGAGGUGUAAAAAUGAUGAUGAUGAUGAGUUAUCCGAGAGAAUUAUUAUUGAUGCCAGGAGAUCAGGAGAACUUAAUUUGGCAGGAAAAGGAUUGGCUACAGUGCCCCAAAGGAUAUGGACAAUAAAUCAACUCUCCAAAGGAGAAGUUGAAGAGCUGGGAAGGAAUUUGGAUUUUGAUGAUGACAAGGAGCGUUGGUGGGAGCAGGAGCCCCUCAAAAAACUCAAUCUGAGUGAAAAUAGCAUCAAAACUAUCGAUUCCGAUAUUGAUCAUCUAUCAGAAAUUGAAGAAUUAGACUUUCACGAUAAUCUACUGGAGGAAGUGCCGAAGGAAAUUGGGGCCUUGAUAAAACUCCGAAAAUUCGACAUUUCUCACAACAAUUUAGGAAAGAUUUCCAAGAGAUUCUUCACUCUGGAAAAUCUUAAGCAGCUGAAUCUGUCACAUAACAAUCUGGCUGACCUUGAUCCUGCAAUUGGGGACCUGGUGAUGCUGGAGUCACUGAACCUAUCGUUCAAUAAUCUUACAACCUUGCCUGUGGGUCUAGGGUACCUCGUGCGUUUGUGUACGUUCGAUGUAAGUCAUAAUCUACUCGUAGAGUUGCCACCGGACAUAAUGAGCAUGAGAGUCCUAAAAAAACUGGAUGCAAAUUCAAAUCACCUCGAGGUGGUCCCUCCCCUGGGUGAAAUGAGAAAGCUCGAGGCCCUCAUUCUUCACACCAACAAUCUGAAAAAUUUUCCCAACAUAACUGGAUGCACGGCCUUGAAAGAACUCAAUCUAUCUAACAACUCCAUAGACGAAAUUGACAUGGAAUGUUUGGAGGACAUGGGCCAAUUGAGGUCUCUCCUACUGGCCCACAAUAAUAUCGAAGUUAUACCCGAUGACAUCAUAAAACUUCUGAAUAUGGAACGACUCGAUCUGUCCUCCAACAAACUAACACUAAUUCCAAAUUUUAUCUGCAUAAUGCCGAAUCUCAAGCACUUCAUAAUAAAUGGAAAUGAGAAAAUUAAAAACGUGAGGAGAGAUAUCGUCCAAUGUGGAACUCCAAGAAUUUUAAAACAUCUUCGCCAAGGCUUUGACUCUGAAUCUCUUGAUGUCCAUUCAUCACCAUCAACAGGACCUGUAUCAGCACCUGAUAAGUACACGAUGAGAAAUACAAAACUGCUGAGCCUGACAGCUCAACACCUCCACGAAGUACCUGAUGAUGUCCUUGAGGAUGCGAAAAUCGCCGGGGUGACAUGCAUAGACAUCAGUAAAAAUAAAUUGUGUCAAGUCCCUGAGAAACUGUCGGCGAUAACUUCUGUUGAGGACAUGAAAAUAUCCUGCAAUCAAUUGGCAUCUUUACCUGAGUGGUUUGGGGAACCUUUCAAGCAUCUGAGGUACAUUGAUCUCAGUCAGAAUCAAUUAUCGGCGUUGCCGAAGAGUAUCGGGGAGUUGGAGCGAUUGAGAGAGAUCAACAUCUCCUGCAACAGGUUCACAAAAAUUCCUGAAUCCGUCUGCAAUAUUGAAAACCUGGAGAUAUUAAUUAUGAACGACAAUCACAUAACAGAUAUUGACGUGACGUCUCUGUUAAAAUUACGACGUCUUGCGACUCUAGAUCUGUCUAACAACGACAUUGGACACGUUCCACCUGAACUUGGGAAUAUGAAGAACAUUAGGAUGCUGAUGCUGUCUGGAAAUUACUUCAAACAGCCUCGACAUGCCAUUUUGGAGAGGGGAACGGAAGAAAUCCUGUCGUAUCUACGUUCUCGCAUUUCUUCGUGAUUAUAAUAAUUUAUGGGCGAGGGGGUGUAAGUUUAAGAGAUACUAAAGCAUUAAAUUAUUGAAAUUUAUUCGUCGAAUAGUUGGUUUAAUGCAUAUCAGUGUAGAAAAUUGAAAAAUAAAAAUUAAUUUUGACAGGAAACAAAAGGCUGUGAAUUAUUACUGAUAAUUAUUUGUUUAUGUGAACAUUAAAUAUUAACUUUGUACAAUAAAAUAUAUUUUAAUUCUCCAAUGUCUUAAAACUAUUGAAUAAUGUUCAUCCAGAUGUCAACAAAGCUUGAUGAUGAAUAAAUAAUUAAUUUUAUAAA